UCCCAGUCGUUGUCCUUGUAGGUGUUCCUGUCAGGAGUACAGCACACCAACACCAAGUUUCACAGCAAAAUAGGUUUAUGAUUUGUUGAUUUGAGCCCUUGUUUGACCUUCGUGCCAAAAUUUAUAAGGUCAACAUGGCCCGGCGGGAGCUUUCCAGCACUUUAAAGAACUUGAAGUUUAUGCAAAGGGUGACUCAUAGGGAGGAGAAAAUUAAGAAAGAAGAGGAGGUCAAGCCUGAUGGGAACUUCAUAUUUCCUGGAACCGUUAAAAGAAAAUGUGUGGUUAUAAUGGAGGGGGAUCCACAUCCAGGAGCUAUUGUAGGCCGGAUGUCAUUUCAAAGUUUUAAUCCUUCUAUUGAUAAACUGAAUGAAGCAGCAAGCAAUGUUCAACAACCAGAAGCAUCUGCCUCAUAUUCUGGCAAUCAAACUGUAAGAAAUUCUGAAAGAGAAAAUGGAUCUUCACAAGAUGGAGCAGAGUGUUUGAAAGUUAGACUGCCUGGUGAGGGAAAUAUAGACCUUAAAAGAAAACAGUCUGAAGUAGAGUCUGAACAACAAUAUUCAAAUAAAUCACCAAAAACUAUUGAAGCUGGGAAUCAAUCACCACCAAGUAAACAUAAAGGCUCCUAUAAGCAGGCAAAGCGGGACAAGGUUGACUGGAGUGUUCUUAGACCACCAAAGUUCCCAAGCAAAAAGAGUGAGCAUAAUCAGUAGAUUUUAGUCAACAUUUUUUUUUUUAUUUAUUUCAGGUGAAAGUUGAAACUGUAAGCUUGUGAUCUUCUGAAUUUUCAAUUUUGUUCAUUAGCCACUUGAUUUUAUUGCUUAACAGUAAGAGGUAACCUCUCUCACACUCUCAUGUCCGACGACAUGUACUGAAACUUAAAAGAACCAAAAUAAUUCAGAACUAUUAAAAUUUGCAUUC
Molecule: messenger RNA, 918 nt
Organism: Pistacia vera
Lineage: Eukaryota; Viridiplantae; Streptophyta; Magnoliopsida; Sapindales; Anacardiaceae
Exons: 5
Coding region: 135-710 (191 amino acids)
Biological process (GO): maturation of 5.8S rRNA
Source: RefSeq, a predicted model, not a curated record